UUGAGUCUGGGCGGAAAGAGGAAGCUGGUUAAAUGGGCUGCUAGGGUGACUACAAUGUAGCAACACUGUAACAACGGAGGAAUCGGUUUUGAAACAUAAUUAACAAAGCGGAAGACAUUUUAUAAAGACAAACGAACUUGUAGUUAUUUUUGACUGCAUUUACGUGGUGAACUUUCAAAACUUGAGUGUGUCACCUUUGUUACCAUGUAUGAGGAUGAAUGAGACCGUGCUCUUUGUCGAGGAAGAAGAGGCGGACAAGACCAAUCAGCAGGUUGAAGAGGACAAUGUCUCCAGGAAGAUGGUUACUGUCGACUGGGACCAAUGGGACAAGCUACUGCUGCCCUCUACACUGGACUCUGGUGUGCACAGUCUGGACACAGUGUAUGACAGAACCACUGUGAUGAUUGAACAAGACCCAGUGGGUUCUAGAACUGACAAUAAAGAGGAGGAAGAGGACCUGAUGAUGUACCUACAUGAGGGAUGUGAGGCGGAGGGCCGUGGAGGUCUGGAAGACCACUGGCAGGCCAUGUCACAGGGGUACAUCCACCACACCAUCUCCCAGGACCAGAUCCAGUUCACCAUCAACCCUGGUUCCACACCCAUGCCACGGCACAUCCAGGGGGCCACCAUCACACUGCACUCUGAGUGCCCAGAUACCCACCACAGCGAGGUGAAGCGUUACCAGUGUCUAUACGAGGACUGUACUCGUACCUACAGCACAGCAGGGAACCUGCGGACCCACCAGAAGAGACACAGAGGAGAGUACACGUUUGUCUGCAACCAGUUGGGCUGUGACAAGGCCUUCCUCACCUCCUACAGUCUGAAGAUCCACAUCCGCGUUCACACCAAGGAGAAGCCCUUCGAGUGUGACCAACAGGGCUGUGAGAAGGCCUACAACACACUGUACAGGCUGAAAGCCCACCAGAGACUGCACACAGGGAACACGUUUAACUGCGAGUCGGACGGAUGCACCAAGUACUUCACCACUCUGAGUGACCUGAGGAAACACAUCCGGACACACUCCAAGGAGAGGCCCUUCAGGUGUGACCAUCCUGGCUGUUACAAGGCGUUCACCUCUAGUGACCAUCUCCAAACACACAUCCUGGGACAAAUAGGUGAGCCACCCCUCCUUCAGGUGGACACAGAUGGUGAUAACUCCCUAAGCUCCUCCAACAGUCCGAGGGACAACAUCAAAGGUCACGACCCUGGACCGUCAGCUGACAUAAUUCACAGCCACUCCCUCUCAGACGAUUUGAAUCCUCGUUCCCCAUGUCUCAGUGAUAUGAGCCUGAUUUCCACUGCUUCUCAGCUCAGAGAAAGUAAUUCUGAUGCCCUGGACCUGGUGUUUGAGUUGCUGUUUCAAGACAAGACCCAGACACAGGAUGUGUCAUCGGUGGCAGUGCCCUCGUAUAGUUUGGAGAACCCAUCUCUAACCGUGGUGCUUUCAGAAGCAUCUCACCCUUUCAUUUCUACCUGUCCUGAACCCUCUGACUCUACCCCGAGUGAACCCCGCCCUGUACCCCUCACCUCUGGGUGUAUCCCGAGUGACCCCCGUCCUGUACCCCAGCCCACCGCUCUCCUCACCCCUGGGUGCACCCCUGGUGAACCCUGUCCAGUUCCUGUUUCUCCCAUGAUCAGUGAUACACCUAAACAUGAGGUGAUUCCAGAACAGCCAUCCAAUCAGAGCCUACUACAACAGCUAGCCUCAUCCCUCCAUUCCCAACCAGGCUCCACCCAGAGCGUACUAUCACAGCCAACCUCCACCCUCCAUUCCCAACCAGGCUACACCCAGAGCGUACUAUCACAGCCAACCACCACCCUUCAUUCCCAACCAGGCUCCACCCAGAGCCUACUAUCACAGCCAACCACCACCCUCCAUUCCCAACCAGGCUCCACCCAGAGCAUACUACUACACCCAGCUGCCAUGUCCUCCAUCUAUUCUCAACCAGGCCCAUACCCUCCACCCUCCAGCUCCUCCCUCCAGGCCCCACUAACACCCCUCUCCCUGGAGUACUCUACUCCUCCUACGGUCCCUGACCACAGUACCAUCCAGCCCAUCACCUUGUCCACUCAGAACCUCCAGUGGCUUUUGAACAGUAUCAAUGACCCGAGGCAGCAGGACAUGCAGACACAGCUAUCCCAACAACACAGUGGCUCGACACUAGAGAAGCUCUAUUUCACCACAGAAAUACCAAUGGGAGGGAACACAGGGACAGCUCUGCAGCAGAUAGGCCUGAGUCUGCCUGUCAUCGUAAUUAGACAGGGAGAGUCAUGCCAGUGUCGGUGCCCCUGCAGAGACGGCAGCGCAGCAUCAGACACAGAGAAACAGACUGGUGCCCAGUUCCUUCAGUCCCAGGACCUAUCAACCCAGGAUCCACCCCCCCAGCCCCAGGACCCACCACCCCAGCCCCCUCAGCCCCAGGACCCACCACCCCAGCCCCCUCAGCCCCAGGACCCACCCCCCCAGCCCCAGGACCCACCACCCCAGCCCCCUCAGCCCCAACCUACUCCACCAUAGCAUCCUCAACCUCCACCUGUACAUCCCCCAUGAAAAUUCAAGUCAACAUUUGUAUUACUGGAGAAACUGUUCCUGUUCCUUAUCCAACUGAGGUGUGUCUCUAUGCUCUGUGCUGUGUACUUAACUCUUUCUGUUGUUAAUACCUAGUUCAACAUCAGGUCUCCCUACCCUGUCCCCAUAACCUCAAUCAAUAGUAACCCAACCAACUCCGGACUGGUUGCUGAGGGUAGAAAGCAAUCAUGUGCUACAUUUCAUUGUGGAUCAGGUCAAUUCUGGUAGCAGACUAGUGGUCUAUUAUGAAUUGGGUUUGAACAGUGGCUGGCCGCUGAAGGUAGUGUGGAAAAUGGUUGACUAGAGCACAAAUCCUCUGCAGCAACAUUCCUCUUUACAUCCAGUCCCACUGGAAACAUGAAAGGUGACAUUUAUUUUUGAUGGCGCAGAAAGAUAGAGCCCUGUUAAAACAGACUAUCACUCCUCAAGCAGUACUUAACAUUGCAUUUUUUGCGAAAUGUGUGUGGAAUGCAAAUUGUUGUGGCAUCGCGUGCGUCAUGUAUCCGUACCGUUUCAUUUUGAACCUGCAAAUGAUCUCUGUAUUCAAGGAUGUCGAAUAAUGGGAGAUGUAAGUAACAAAUGCUGCUCUAACAAUGCAGUGCAGUACAUUUAGACACUAGCAAACUAACCUGGCAAUGCACAAAUAUUAUUUUUUUCUUCAACGUUUUCUUCAAUGUUCACAAUAUGUGUUUUUAACAUGUCAUUUUUGAUGUAAUGUCAUCAUCUGUAACUGUUUUACUUACUGACAUGAUGACCAGAUGGACAGGUUAGCUGAGGUGUCUGCAUCAGGCUCCCUGUGGAGGAGCUCUGAAGAGUAACUGUUUUACUUACUGACAUGAUGAGCAGAUGGACAGGUUAGCUGAGGUGUCUGCAUCAGGCUCCCUGUGGAGGAGCUCUGAAGAGUAACUGUUUUACUUACUGACAUGAUGACCAGAUGGACAGGUUAGCUGAGGUGUCUGCAUCAGGCUCCCUGUGGAGGAGCUCUGAAGAGUAACUGGUUUACAUACUGACAUGAUGACCAGAUGGACAGGUUAGCUGAGGUGUCUGCAUCAGGCUCCCUGUGGAGGAGCUCUGAAGAGUAACUGUUUUACUUACUGACAUGAUGACCAGAUGGACAGGUUAGCUGAGGUGUCUGCAUCAGGCUCCCUGUGGAGGAGCUCUGAAGAGUAACUGUUUUACUUACUGACAUGAUGACCAGAUGGACAGGUUAGCGGAGGUGUCUGCAUCAGGCUCCCUGUGGAGGAGCUCUGAAGAGUAACUGGUUUACUUACUGACAUGAUGACCAGAUGGACAGGUUAGCUGAGGUGUCUGCAUCAGGCUCCCUGUGGAGGAGCUCUGAAGAGUAACUGUUUUACUUACUGACAUGAUGACCAGAUGGACAGGUUAGCUGAGGUGUCUGCAUCAGGCUCCCUGUGGAGGAGCUCUGAAGAGUAACUGUUUUACUUACUGACAUGAUGACCAGAUGGACAGGUUAGCUGAGGUGUCUGCAUCAGGCUCCCUGUGGAGGAGCUCUGAAGAGUAACUGUUUUACUUACUGACAUGAUGACCAGAUGGACAGGUUAGCUGAGGUGUCUGCAUCAGGCUCCCUGUGGAGGAGCUCUGAAGAGUAACUGUUUUACUUACUGACAUGAUGACCAGAUGGACAGGUUAGCUGAGGUGUCUGCAUCAGGCUCCCUGUGGAGGAGCUCUGAAGAGUAACUGUUUUACUUACUGACAUGAUGACCAGAUGGACAGGUUAGCUGAGGUGUCUGCAUCAGGCUCCCUGUGGAGGAGCUCUGAAGAGUAACUGUUUUACUUACUGACAUGAUGAGCAGAUGGACAGGUUAGCUGAGGUGUCUGCAUCAGGCUCCCUGUGGAGGAGCUCUGAAGAGUAACUUUUUUAAUGUACAUAAAUCCACUUGAUUGUG
Molecule: messenger RNA, 4476 nt
Organism: Oncorhynchus masou masou (cherry salmon)
Lineage: Eukaryota; Metazoa; Chordata; Actinopteri; Salmoniformes; Salmonidae
Product: metal regulatory transcription factor 1-like
Exons: 11
Coding region: 209-2518 (769 amino acids)
Biological process (GO): positive regulation of transcription by RNA polymerase II
Cellular component (GO): nucleus
Molecular function (GO): RNA polymerase II cis-regulatory region sequence-specific DNA binding; DNA-binding transcription activator activity, RNA polymerase II-specific
Source: RefSeq, a predicted model, not a curated record